UUAAUCCGCCACUUCCGAUCGUUUCCUUUGGCACCUUGGCAAUGAGCCAUGGAUGUAAACGCAGGCGUGGAUCAACAAUGCCCAGUGUGCUGGAGUUUACUUUGCGAACCUGUGGCGUGGCCUGACUGCGCGCAUCAUUUCUGCCUGAUCUGCGCGCUGCGCACCCGCCGGCGCCCGAAGCCGGUGUGCCCACUCUGCCGCGCCCCUGCGGGCCAAGUGCGGCAAGCUUCCGAGCUUCAGGUCAGCACCAUCCACGCCUCCAGUGUGCGGAAGGUGGUGGGCUACUCCGCCUACGAGUUUCAGCGGAGGGAGACCUGGGCGCAGGCGGCGGAGCUGGAUGCCGCGGGAGGUCUUGGUGGGCCCUUGCCUUUAGUCGCUGGGCACGGAGAGGUAUGGCAGCGUCUUCGCCUGGGCUCGCAGCAGGAGGUGCUCAUGGGUUCCAAGUACGACGAGCUGUUGCAGUGGUCCAGAAGCAAGGGUGGUUGCUUCGCAGUGGUUCUUCAGCCGACGGACUUCGAAGUGGGUGCGAAGGGCCGGGUGUGCCGCGUGGUGGACUUCGAGGUUAGCCCCAGCCCAGCGUGUUGGUGGAAGCCGGCGCCGCGUGCCGCAUCAUCGAGCUGAAGUCCGAGGCGGAGCCGUUCUUUCUGGGCAAGUUGGAAGAGUUAGAUGAAGAUGAGCUUCCGGCGGUUCGCGCGGAUGGACCGCUGGCGGCGGCUGCGGAUAUGGUGAACAUCUUGGGGGUGCUGGGGCGCAACCUCCAGGCUGUGAGGCAAAGGUGGAUGAUGACCGCCUUGGUGUCGCUCCUUGAUGAGGACAACGGUGAGAGUCUCCACGCGGACCGGCAAGGGCUGGAAUCCAUGCUGGGAGUGAUGAUGUCGUACCGGCAGAUCAUCCACCAGAUGGACACCCUCCUCUCACAAGCCUCUGCUACGGCUGACAGAUUGCUGCCACUGGCAGACGAACGAGAAGACGAGCCAGACGAGGAGAUGCCGGAACCCCCGGAUACGCCAGCUGCCGUCACGCAAAGGUCAAGCUCGAGCCGCAGUGCUCGGAGCCAGGCUUCGCCUCGAGAAGUUGGGCCUCGCGAGCCAGCCGUGUCCCAAGUGGAGGCCCUCCGUCGAAGAGGUCAUGCGCUCCCAGUGGCCGGCGCCAGUGUGGCAGGCGUCACUGCUCCUACCAGCUCACUUCGCAGAAGGACUGGCCCUCGCACGCGCCGGGACGGACGCCAGGCGCAGCGCUGAAGAGCAGCGCUGAAGAGCAGCGCGAAGUUUCGACGGGUAGUACGGGGCUUGCAUGGAUGGACCCUCCUUUGGGUGUGUGCUCGACGGCUUGAUGGGAAAC
Messenger RNA from Effrenium voratum, 1341 nucleotides. NCBI's taxonomy places the organism in Eukaryota, Dinophyceae, Suessiales, Symbiodiniaceae. The record is from the annotation of a GenBank genome assembly.